AUGGCGUUCCUGAAGGAGACAUCUCAACCUGUCAUUUCUACAAAACGGCCAUUAGAUGAUGCUGAUGACUGUGAACUUGACGAGUUCAGAAAACCUAAAACGGUGGUGCGGAAGUAUCCCCCUCCUAAGAUCAGAAUCGGAGUAGAAGCAGUCCGUGAUUUCCCUCCUGGUUGUGGAAUCUUACAGGAUUCUGUUGUGAGUAAAGUAGAGAAGAAGCCAUUGAAGAAAUUAGAGAAUGUUGAGUCCAAUAUUGAGAACUCGACCUCCCAUGGCAAGGAUAAGAUGGUGAACUCUCAGUCUUUUGAAGAUAAUAAACUCAAUAGCUGCAUUAAACCUAAAGGAUUAUUAGGGUUCAAGAAACCUUCUUUUGGCUCAAGACCAUCUGGUAAAGUGAAAUUUUGGGAUCCCACAAAACAAGUGGUCCACGAUUUCCCUCCUGUUUGUGGGAUCAAACCAGAAAGGAAGCCUCUGAAGAAUUUAGAUAACUUUGACUCAGAUCUCAAGAAGCUGAACUCCAUUGACAAGGUUAAGUUGGUGGACUGUCAUCCUUUUGAGAAUAAUAAACUCAAAAGCUUUAAACCUAAAGAAUCAGGGAUCAACAACAAUCCAACUGGUAAAGUCAAAUAUUGGGAUCCUACUUCUUCAAAUGAUGGUGAUACUGAAAUCGCAAAAGACAUCAAUACUGAGGACUCACGUAAGGAACAAGUUAGACGUGAAAAGAUCCGUGAGGCAAUGAUCUUGUUUGAAACAGUUUACACUCAAUUAUUCCAAGAAAACGGAUCAAAACAACAGGGAGAAAAGAUUGCUCAUUGGAGGGUCCCCAUGGAGGCUGCAAAGAUUGUCAAACAAAAGCUGAAAUGGAUGAAUGCUGACAAGGCAUUAGGUCAAAUCCGCGGUGUCCAGCCUGGCGACAGGUUCAAAUUUAGGUCACAGCUUCAAAUGGUAGGUCUUCAUUGUCAAUCACAUUGUGGUAUAGAUUACACCAAGAUCAAUGGGAAGAAUCUUGCUAUAAGUAUAGUUGAUUCUCAUCGUUACUCAAACGCAAGUGAAUCUUGUGAUGUGCUGUCAUAUUGUGGUGAAGGUGGUGGUGGUGGGGUUGGGUUCUUUGGGUCUAAGCGACAGGUGGCGCCUGAUGAUCAAAAACUUGAAAGGGGUAAUCUUGCUUUGAAGAACAGUAUGGAUGAGAAAAGUCCAGUUAGGGUGAUUAGGAAACUUGUUGGAGUUGGAAAGAACAACACUGAUGUGUUUGUGUAUGAUGGGUUGUACACUGUGGAGCAUUGUACACAAAAAAGAGGUUCAGAAGGGAAGAUGGUGUUCAUGUUUCAACUACAAAAAAUGCCUGGUCAACCUCAAGUUCAAAAAAAGGUCAAUGCUUCACACCAUCAUUCCACCUUUCAAAUGCUUUAG
Lactuca virosa is the source of this 1407-nucleotide messenger RNA. NCBI's taxonomy places the organism in Eukaryota, Viridiplantae, Streptophyta, Magnoliopsida, Asterales, Asteraceae. The record is from the annotation of a GenBank genome assembly.